Arabidopsis thaliana (thale cress) is the source of this 234-nucleotide messenger RNA. RefSeq lists its product as uncharacterized. Bases 1 to 234 code for a protein of 77 amino acids. NCBI's taxonomy places the organism in Eukaryota, Viridiplantae, Streptophyta, Magnoliopsida, Brassicales, Brassicaceae. The transcript is spliced from 6 exons. The record is from RefSeq and is marked reviewed.
AUGGCCGCUUGUGGGAGAAAAUGGCCUCUUUUGGGAGAAAAUAGCCGCUUGUGGAGAAAAUGGCCUCUUUUGGGAGAAAAUGGGUAUAAGUGUUGUCUAAACACUCCUAAUCCAUCUCUAACUCUUAUUAUUAGUCAAAUGCAUUGGAUUGUGACACAUUUUGAUCAUAAAAACACUAAUAAAACUGUUUACUGCUUCCGCUUCUGGGAGAAAAUGGGUAUAAGUGAUGUCUAA